UGCAGCUUUUUGUCGCUUUUUAACAAAGUACCCAUAGCAACCAAUACAGUCCAUUGCCAACUUCGUGGCCCAUGAUUAUAACCGAAAUGUUUUUUACUAUUUUUACCGGAUAUUUGCUGCCAGAAACAACUAAAUGUAACGCUGCGGUUUUGUUUCAAUUAGAGAAUAUUUUCCUCGCCGCCAUCAGGGCGUUUUAACGGCGAACGGAGAGAGUUUUCCUGCUUCCGGGAUGGAUGUGGGACAAAGUGCGAGCCGGGAGAUUUCCGGCGUCAGCCAGAGCGCGUCGUCCUGGACUGCAAGCGUCCAGGAGUCCAUUCCCAGAAGUCUGGACCUGAUGAAGAUUCUUUAUCUUCUUCGGGAUCCUCUGACGACGAACCUGACAGGGAGGCACUUGUUUGUCCUGAGGAAGCUGCUGAAGAGGAACAAGUCUGGCUUUCUUUUAAGGGAACUUGCAGAUAUAGCCAAGAUAAUUGACAUCUGUGCUGUGAAAGUGAUCGAGGAACCUAAAUAUGCACCGUUUCUGUGUGAAGCUCUUCUAAUCAGCAGGAUUCCCUUCCUGAAGGAGAAAGCGUCCGAUGACCUGAUCUACCCUCAGGACGCCAUAAACUUCCUCUCCUGCCUGGGUCGUCUGUUGAAGAUCCCAAAUCCUGAGAUCCAGGAACACGUCGUGGAAACAGUCCAGUCGUUUUUCAGCUCCGAGGCGUCCAAGGAUCUGCCUGGAGGCGGCUGCACCAUCUCUCCGCUCUACCGGCUGCAGCUGGUGGAGCGCAGCGACCUUCCCAAGUUGCUGGUUGAGUCUCUUGCCGCGCUGCAGAACCAGCCGUUCUUCAAGCUGCAGCUGCUGGAAACCCUGCAGCUCCUCUGCAGCUUCUCUGACCUGAACUGCAGGUCGAUGGUGGACGCCGGAGCAGCGGCGACCGUGUGUCUGCACAUGAACGGGCCCGGCCCGCCGGCCCGGGUCCUGGCCUGCUCCACCGAGAUCCUCUGGAUGCUGCUGGAGAGCAGCGGCCGGGACGACGCCGUGGCUCAGCUCUGCAGCCUGGACUGCGUGGUGUCUCUGAAGGAAGCGUUUUCAUCCGUCCUGGCGCUCACAUCCCAGGGCUUUGACCUCCAGCUCAGGAACUGCCUGCUGGUGUUCACGACUCUCAUCGCAGAAAAUCCAAACUGUCCGCUCAUCGAGAGCUUGUUUGCCAAACAGCUGCUGGGAUACAUCACACUUCCAGAAGUGGAGGUCUCUUCAACGCAGAAACUCACCCACAGCAAAGAAGACCUGAAGAUGAAGAAGCUGCUGCUGAAUCUGCUGAUUUUGUUGUCCAGACACGUUGCUGCUACGCAGCUUUUCAGAGAGGAGCUGGUCAUGGUGAGCCUGCUGCGGUUCGUGGAUCCACCUCAGAAGGAGCCGGUUUUGCCUCAGAGCGCCAUCCUCAGCGAGCAGGAGGAACUGCAGCUGCAGGCGCUGGAGACGCUGGCCAGCAUUGCGCCGGUCAUGCUGCAAGACUACAUGGACUGCCAGGGGAACACGCACCUGCUGCUGCUGCUCGACUGGUGCUGCGAUGACAGAAACAGGCGGAAGCUGCAGAUGCAGCGCUGCAUCAGAGUCCUGCGCGCCGUCACGUCUCUGGGGGAAAAGUCCGUCAACCAGGACCUCAGCGACCAGGGAGCCAUCCACCAGCUUCUGGGGAUUAUAGUCCAGCUGGAAGCCGUUUGUGAUGAGGGCGAUGUGGUGACCAUAGAGAUGAUGUCCAACAUCCAGCUGAUCCUGUCAGUGCUGUGUGAGACCGACCUGCACAGAAAGGAGCUGUUUGGGGCAGAGGGAGUGGAAAUGGUCGUACAUUUCCUGAAGAAAGGUUCGGAGAACUUCUACAGCGGUUUGGGACACAACAAGCUGCUGAUCUGCACCAUCGACUGCGUGUGGUCGUGCAUCGUCGGCUGCUCCUUCACAGAAGACCAGUUUCUGCAGAAGAACGGCGCCGGCCUGCUGCUGGACUUGCUCCGCUCCAGCCCCAAGUGUGUUCACGGCAUCAUCCUCUCCAUCCUGCUGGACCUGUGCAACAACCCCAACACCCGGCCGCAGGUCCUGGCCUGGAGGGACGCCGAGGGCCAGACGGCCCCCGGAGUCCUGCUGCAGCUCUGGAGGGAGGAGGAGGAGGAGCUGGGCGUUCUGCGGGACAAAAACGGAGGAAUUGCAGAUCCGGAGAAGCCGCUUCUGACCCGUUUCCAGAACGAGAGCAGCACCCUGUCGUUUCCAGCCGACAUGCCGUCCGCCGCCGUGCUGGAGACAAUGGAGAACCUGCGAGGGAAGAUUUACCUCCUGAUGUCCAGCCUGGGUUUCCAGGAUCUUCCUGGCCUGUCGGUGGGAGAUCAUGUGACUCUGGGCAUCGUCACCAGAUACCUGGACUUCAAGGUCUGCGAGGUUUGGAACGAGAUCAGGGGCGAACUGAGUCUGGACGGCGUGAAGCCGGUCACCUCUGACCAAAAAGCGCUGCAGUCCAUCUCUAAGUCGUCGACGGCAGCGGCGCAGAGCAUCAUGGAGGAGCAGAGCCGCAUCGUGGAGGAGCAGCGGCAGAAGGAGAUCCAGGAGGAAAUCCGCAUCUACGCAAAGAUGAAAACCCACCGGACACAGGAUGUACUCGCUGCCAAAUACUGGAAGAACUACGUCGCCAGAACUUCAAAUUACGACAUCCUGAAGGAGGAAAAAGCUCAGAGGGAAAAACACCUGAAAUCCAAAGCGAAGCCUAAAGUCACUACCGCUGAACGACCUCCGAAGCAAUUCAUCACCCACAUCCUGGCAGUGAAGACCAGCGAUGAGCCGGGUCCUGCAGGGGUCGACGUGUCGCUCGCCAGAACUGUAAUCUGAGCCGAACGGACUGAAAAAGAGCCCAGAACCGACGGUACCAAACCUCCUGGUUCGACGUCAGGCUUUUACUCCUGCAGGUCUAAAUGCUCCUGCAGUUUUCUGAGCAUCGAAACCAAGAGAAUAACAUUUUCUGCAAUAAACAGCUUGCAUUUUCUGCGUGGCUGCUUCUGUAAGACAAUGAGCAGAAAGUGCAGACGUGACAUCA
Poeciliopsis prolifica (blackstripe livebearer) is the source of this 3062-nucleotide messenger RNA. RefSeq names its product cilia- and flagella-associated protein 69-like. The record is from RefSeq and is a predicted model, not a curated record. The coding region runs from base 230 to 2857 and encodes 875 amino acids. Gene Ontology annotation, biological process: olfactory behavior; positive regulation of flagellated sperm motility; response to odorant. Gene Ontology annotation, cellular component: non-motile cilium; sperm midpiece. The transcript has 22 exons. NCBI's taxonomy places the organism in Eukaryota, Metazoa, Chordata, Actinopteri, Cyprinodontiformes, Poeciliidae.